AUGCGAUCGAACUGUCUGCCUUGCGCACUUUGUUUAAGUCUUGUGCCCUUGUUCUCGUGGCACGAUGCGCUUGGCCAAACUACAAGUCCUGCCACUUGUUUGGAAAAGACAGAGCUUGAAAUACAGAGAGCGCCAGACAGGAAAAACAUGAGGGUUACCACGAGUCAUCUUUACAAGCGCCAUUUGGCAAGAUAUUUCUGUCCAAUUGCUGCCAAUUGGACGGUGCUGGAAUUGGGGGUGUACCAUGGUCACACCACCUCUGUGUUAGCUGCUAUAUUUCGCAGAGUUUUCUCAGUGGACAUCAAAGAGGAAUUUUUGCAGGUGGCUGCUGCUCAUACCAAACAUCAUUCCAAUAUCGUUUUUUUGUCCGCCGAUUCCCUGUCCGAUUCGUGGGCUUCCUUCAGGAACAACCACGUUGAUGUUGUUGUGAUUGAUGCAGAUCACACAUACGACUAUGUACAUGCUGAUACCUUGAACUCUCUGCGGCAUUUGCAGCCACUGACCCACCUUGUAUUUGAUGACUUUAACAGUGAAGUUGGGGUGCAACGUGCGAUCGAAGAGUUUCAAUCCACCGGUGCUUUGGUGGAUUGCCAAGGCAUCGGCACCGGUUGGAAUGGAAGCGCGACCAAACUCAUCAGUUGGAAUGGACUCGAGGGCAUCCACAGCGAGGAGAAAACGGUGUGGACCACGAAGUCGGAAGGCAUGCUCUGCCGCAAAGGCGUGCCAGACGGCGUUCCGCGAGACUUGGCGCCGGUGUUUGUGGAUCGACGCUUCUUUCUGUACGAGUUGCCGCUGACCUUUCCAACGCCCGUGGGCGUGUUUCGCUUCCUGCCUCACGGGGGCCUAGUGGUCUCGAAGCGAGGCAAAGGCAAAUGGAAGAUGCUGGAUGACCAGAACUUGAAGCUUGAGAUUCCAGGUCUUUCUGAGCCGGAACUGCUCUUCAACUUGGACCGAACGGCAUUUGUCAUGUCCGAGGCUAAAGGUGCUAAGACCCGUUGGCUGAGACACCCAGCUGGACCCUGGGUGACGAUGAAUGUCAAUCUGGUGGACCUUGCGCGCUGGACGCCCUACAACGGCGAGGUGAUGGCUGCUCUCGUUCCUCAGAUUCAGAACCUGGUCUUUCAGGACAACGAGUUGAAUGUGGCCAAAGAGAUGAGAAAAGCAAUGAAGGGAACCUGUUUGACCUUGGAUGAGUAUCGAGCCAGUGACAGGCCCUUUAGCGAUCACUGGCAGUGUGGCUCUGAGGGCUUCAACAACUUUGGAGAUGCAGCUUACAUCCCCAGCGAGCGCGUCAUUGAUGGGCUCUCUCAGUUUGCAGGCCUUCCCCUGAAGACCCUCGCCAAGUUUCAUCUCCACUCCAACAAUGACAGCGAAGCAUUGUAUGGAAAGUGGUGCGGUAUGCCAGCGCCUCCUGAGUAUGAAGAUGCUCUUACGGGACGACCCGUGGGUGCACGUGCCUUUUGGGAGGAAUGCGUGAUGCGGAACGCGGGCUACUUCAAUGCUUUGAUUUGUGACACCAACGAUUCCUAUGCUGUUCUGGGAAUCGCUGCUUUGAAUCAUGGCGUUUGUUAUCCAGCUCAUGUGCACGACAACCAGGAAGCGUAUUGGCAGAUCCGUGGGCCUGGCUGGUGGAGGACUUGGCCGCAGAACUUCACCAAGGCGCCCAACGAGUGGCCUUGGUCGGAGAUUCGCAUGACAAAGCCUCAAGGGCCAUGGCAGCUUCACAAUCAUCCAGGCGGCUUGGUGCACGAAAUGGACACCACCUCUGAUGAUGACUUUCUGCUGACGGUCUACUGGUGGGGCAAACCCGUGGAUACCGAAGUGAACUACGCUUACAGCCACGCUGUUCAAGAGCAAGGUUCAUGCUUCCGACGCUAUCGGGCUGAGCACAACGAUGCAGCUCACAGCUGUCCAAAUAUGAUGCGACCUCCCUGGGCGGUCUUCAGGUCCGAGGUUUAA
This is a messenger RNA of Durusdinium trenchii, 1959 nucleotides long. NCBI's taxonomy places the organism in Eukaryota, Dinophyceae, Suessiales, Symbiodiniaceae. The record is from the annotation of a GenBank genome assembly.